Molecule: messenger RNA, 6199 nt
Organism: Chrysemys picta bellii (western painted turtle)
Lineage: Eukaryota; Metazoa; Chordata; Testudines; Emydidae
Gene: B3GNT9
Product: UDP-GlcNAc:betaGal beta-1,3-N-acetylglucosaminyltransferase 9
Cellular component (GO): Golgi membrane
Molecular function (GO): hexosyltransferase activity; UDP-glycosyltransferase activity
Source: RefSeq, a predicted model, not a curated record
UGCUCGGCAAGGAUUUCCUCAGUUUCAGUUAGAGGCUAAGGAAUGUCUCCACUAACUGUCUCCAGAUGUGCCGACUUGGCAACCCACUGAUGAAACGUUACUGAGGGGACACAGGAUCUACACUAUCAAAUUGGAUAUUUCGCCCCACACAGAGCACAUUGCAGAUGUCUAGUUGCAAGAUGGACAUGGGUUUUGAACAGCUCACCAAGCACAGCUUUUAACACUCCUUACAAGAAGUGUGGAGACAAUGAGAGUUCGGCUCAAAGGGGAUGCGAUCUGCACCCUUUUCCUGGUGGUAGUGCUUUGCUCUUUACUCUAUUCCCAGUUGGAGCGUACUUCCCCAACAGGAAACAGGGAGCAAAUGCACAAGAAACCUUCACCAACGCAGAGGAUCUUCCCAGGCCCCGAAGCCCCCAAGUGGCAUCUUCAAGCGGAGGUGACAUUUGGCCGACCCAGAAUCAUUUCUAUUGCUAAAGAUGCAGAGGUGGCAAGUAAAAAGACCCAAACUACCACUUCACCACCUCUGACUCAUUCUGCCUUCGACUUCAAGCGCUACCUUCUAAACAAGGACAAUCGGAACUUUGAUCUUCUCAUUAACCAGCCCAAGAAAUGCCUGAAAACACCCGGAGGUCCCUUCCUGCUUAUAGCCAUCAAAUCGGUGGUUGAGGACUUUGACAGACGCGAGAUCGUCCGUAAGACCUGGGGUAGGGAGGGUUUGGUGAACGGGGUGCAGGUUCAAAGAGUUUUCCUCCUGGGAAUACCAAAGAAUAAGACAGCACUUGCAACAUGGGAGAUUCUUGUCCACCAGGAGAGUCUGAUGUAUCAGGACAUUUUACUCUGGGACUUUCUGGAUACUUUCUUCAAUCUGACCCUGAAAGAGAUCCACUUCCUGAACUGGGCCGACGAGUUUUGUUCUAGUGUGAAGUUCAUUUUUAAAGGGGAUGCUGAUGUUUUUGUCAAUGUGGAGAACAUCAUUGACUUCCUCGAGAGACAUGACCCUGCAGAAGACCUCUUUGUUGGGGACAUCAUCUACAAUGCUCACCCAAUCCGGGUGCAGAAAAGUAAAUACUACAUCCCAGAAACGAUGUACGGGCUAGGCACAUACCCACUCUAUGCAGGGGGAGGGGGCUUCUUAUUGUCCAGCAGCACCAUGAAAAAGCUCUUCCAGGCUUGCAAAGAGGUGGAGCUCUUCCCCAUUGACGAUGUCUUUUUGGGCAUGUGCUUGCAGAGAAUCAAUCUCAAACCUGUUUUGCAUGAAGGAUUCAAGACGUUUGGCAUCGUGAAACCCUCAGCUGCCCCGCACCUGCAGACGUUUGACCCCUGCUUUUACAAAGAUCUCAUGGUAGUCCACAGUCUAAAAGUAGCCGAAAUCUGGCUAAUGUGGAAUCUGCUUCACAGCCCACGGCUUUCCUGCACCCAGAAGAAGCAGGUGAAGAAGCCUUUCCAAUGGAAGAGGAAAAAAACUGAAGCAAUGACGGACAGCAGCCUUCUGAUAAAGCAGGCUAAGCAUGGCAGAAGUAGGUGAUGAACCAAGCUCAGAAGAACCUUGCGUGGUUGCAACCCAACACGCUGAUUUAGCGCAUCUCGUGUAAACUAUUAGGAGACAAGGCCACCCUAUUGCAGACAUUUGCCAGAAUUCCACAUCUGCACACACUAUAUGCAGUAGGAUUUUUUCCCUUAACCUGAUUCCAAGUAAUUCACAAAACUAGAUUUAAUUUAUUAUUAUUUAUUAGUAUUGCAGUAGAGCUUAAAGACCCCCCAGUUAGGACUAUUGUGCUAUACAAACACACAGUAAAAGACAGCCCCAAAGAGCUUACCAUCUAAUUUGAGACUUAACAUGAUAAGUGAACAUAAAAGGAGCAGGGUAGGGUGGGAGAUGAGGACAAGCGUUGUGAAGAUAAAAAAACAACAUUGCUACGUAGGUCUGGGAUUACUGAGAGCCAGCAAGAACCACCAAAUUGUGCACUAGCUAAAGUAAAGAAAAUCAGCUCUCCCCAACUGAUGCACGAACCAAACCACCAUCGGCUGGCUCCUUGGAGGUGUUACAGCGGAGGUGGGUCUUGAAGGAGAAGAGGGCAGUGGCAUUAUGGAUUAAUUCAGGGAGGGGGCUCCAUGCAGAAUGGGAGAAGGAGAGGAGACAAAAUUGGAAGCGGGCUUUGCCAGCAGACCAGAGGAUGGGUGAGGGGGCAACAUGAUCAGAGACCUGCAGGUAUGUAGGAAGGGUCAGAGCUGUGAAGGGCCUUGAAGGUGAGGAUAAAAAGUUUCAUGUUAUAAAUUGAUUUACAGUCAAUGGAAGCUGAAAAUCAUCUGACAACAGCUGAUCAUCUUCUCACCUUGAUGGUCCAGAUCCUCCAUUUCAGACCUCUGCUGAUGAACAGAGCAAUGGCAAAUGCAUACUUCUGCCCCAUGUGUCUCUCAUUGUGUUCUUUGAUCUGGAAGAAAUUGCUGACAUACAGGACUAGUUUAUAGAGAUUCAGGCCUUUUGUGUAUUGAAUGCAGUCAAAUAUGAGAAGGAGCUGGGCCUUUUCAGACACUGGGGGAAAAAAUACCCUUCAGACACAAAGCCUUUGAAAUAAAAGCUCUUCAGGACAUUGCAGCAAAACACAAGCAAACAACUUUCUGCCAUUAGGUGACAUUCAAUUUAUCAUUCAAAGUUUUUGAAUAAGCAUUUACACUUUUGGAGAGGAUCACUGUAUUGCUUGAUUCAACACAGCCUGGACAGCAUUUUAGCACUUGAAACAUUUUAUUUUCUGAUCACAGGUAACUUUAAAAAUAAGUACUUACUGGCCAGCACAAGUAGGAAGUGAAUCUCUUAAAGAGGAUUAGGAAAGGCCUUUUGAUCCAGGAAGUUAUAGGCCCAGAUGCACAGCUGAAAAGCUGAAACUAUGAUUGUUAAUUUAGGCACCUAACUCUCUUUGAAAUCAAUGGGAGUGAGACCCCUAAAUACUUUUCAGCCUUAAGCAUAUACACCUCUACCCUGAUAUAACGCUGUCCUCGGGAGCCAAAAAAUCUUACCACGUUAUAGGUGAAACCACGUUAUAUCGAACUUGCUUUGAUCCACCGGAGAGCACAGCCCCACCACCCCCGGAGCACUGCUUUACCGCGUUAUAUCCAAAUUUGUGUUAUAACGGGGUAGAGGUGUACUUAAAUCCAUCCUUAUUGAGGAGAGAACUUAAGAAUGUGCUUAAGUCCCACUGACUUUAAGCCGAUGUGUAAGGGCUGUCCUGCAGAGGGCUGUUUUUCCUGGUUUGGGGCCUAUCCCAUAGGUGCCUUUCUCAGCUGCAGGACAGUGCAUGGUACCAGCUUUUCUUGUUUUUCCAUUUGCUGUACCAUGGUGUCAAUUCUAACUUUCACUAUGCAGCACAGUUGGAGGGGAGGGAGUCCGGUAACCUCGAUUGAUGCGCUGUAGUGCUUACUAAUGAAGUGAAGUGAUGUGUUAUCUCUUGGUUAGAAAGGGACCUUAUAAUAAUGUACUUUCAGGAGAAUUGUCAACUGGGGAUCUGUUUCUGUGAUAUGCUGGCAGUUUUGGGAAUAAAUACCUUACGUAUAAAGUGUUCACACAAAAAACAUUGAUGAAAUGUACGGUAGUUCUGCAGAGACUGGAAAUCAGUCCCAGUCUUGGCUGGAAAACCAUCACACGAGGUCAGUAAACGUGCCAUAUGCAUGUAUUUCUGAACCGCACAGAAAAGCUUUAUCUGGUGAUCAGUUUGAUAGCUGGGCAAUUAUUUCUAUUGCAAUUAAAAGACAGUAUAUGAACGUGCCUGUCCACUUAUCAAGAGGAAUAUGGGGUGUGUGGUUUAGUAAAACUAAUGCACGCUUGUAUUUCUGAGGAGAGAAAGAACUUGAUGACAUUGUUAGUUGUCUUGGAUACCACAGACAAUUUUUUCUAAUGGCAGUUUUUCACACUUACAAAAGAAAAUCGUGCUUAGCUUACCUCAUGAUUUCUUAUCACAUAACUAGUCAGGGUCCAGCUGUCCUUUCCUUCAAGCUGGGAUGCAGAAGUAGACUGGCUCCUUCCUCUCACACAGUUUCCAUAGCUGCAGCCCACUUGUAAUGGAGUGGGCACAGUAUCCAUUGGAUUCAAUGUAAACCCUGCCCCCUAAUAUGAUGGAGGCAGAAUUAUAAGGAGGGUUUUGCAGAGGAAGGAGCUAGGGAACUGCCUUGACAGAAGGGGUCUUGUUUUGGCCCUAGCUGAAAAGGAGGGGGAAACGCAGCUAGAAGACUGGCAGAGCUGCCUGGGACAGAGAAAGGCUUGCAUUCAGCAGCUGCGCACAUGGCCUGAGGGCUGGCAGGGGUAGAACUGGCACAUUCUCCUGGCCUCCAUUUUCCCAGUCUUUAGAAUAUCUCAUUUCUUCACUUAAGACACACUAGGGCUGUUAUCUGUAGCAGCGCCAGAAAGUCCUUUUUAUUUGUCAAAGCUUUCUGGGUUGCUCAUUCAGUUUGAGUUUAAAGCAGUCCAUAUGCUUGUAAAAUGUCAGCAUCAAGAUACAAAUUUAUACCAAAAUAAAAAUCGCCUUACCUGUGUAAUUAUCACAAAUUCCCACAUGAAAAAAAUAGAUCCAGCCAUCCAGUAUAAGACACAUCUAUUAACACCCCCCCAAGGCUGUAACUCUCCUACUUUGAUCAGGCUGAUGAGCCUUUCAUAACAGACCAAGAUCCCAGCCCCCAUGAUUUGUCUUGAUCAAUAUUUUGCCCUGCAGGCUACCUGGAAGGGCUCUACCCCCUCAUGGUAGUCUAAGGACCUCAGGUUGAGAACCGCUCCUAAGCAAUGUGGGAGCCAGUUUUUCUGAAAGGGAGGCCCUAGGUCCUUGUGUAAGGAUAAUGCACUGAGGGAGGCAGCUUUAGGAAAGGAGACCAAUUUUUGGCUUGGAAGAACGUAGCUAUGGUAAGUAAAGAGAAUCUGUUAGUUUGAAGGUACACACAUCAAUAGCAGAGUGUACGACACUUUGCCAGGCAGCUGAGAUUCUAAAGUUUAGCUUUUGUUUUAAGAGGGAUGUGGGAGGGAGGAAUUUACAAAACCUAUUGAAUUUUAUAUAUAUCUGCGUGUGCCUCAAAGUUUUUAAGCUAGUGAAUCUACCUAAAAUCCAUAUUUAGGUGCUUAAGUUUGGCUCAGUUUCCAGAGCUGUUGAGCAUCCACAACUCCCACAGAAACUAAGAGGAGUUCAGAGAUGUUCAGCAACUUCCGAAAGGAGGCCAUUUUCCUUAGGUGCCUAAAUAUUGAUUUAAGGUGCGUAACGUCAGGCACACAAGUUUGAACAUAAGUUUCCCAUGAAGCCAGCUUCUUUCUGGUGUUCUCCUGAAGUGCUGGAGCCCUAACCCCGUCCCCCACAAGGUGCAUGAUGUGCACAAGAAUCAGAAACUGGCCCUGCCACUUUCCCUCUCCAAGCAAAAUGAACGGCAAAGAGUAAAUUAAAAAACACACACAUGGUGAAAGACAACAAACUUGUCCAAAACAUCAUCCAAAAUUAGACUUUCAACAUGGCUUUGUUUUACUAAAAGCCACCUGGGUCUCUGAAAAUGGACUGAAUGCACCAACAAAGCCUUUCUCCACACGUUUGAAGCCAGGCAUGACUCUUGGUAAGGAAUGAAGAAUACGGUGAGAGGUGUGUUCUAACAGUAGCAAGAGAUGCAAGCUGACUUCCACGAGACCAAGGCAAACAUCUGAAGUUAAUAUAGUACCAAGGGUUUUAUUGAGUCUCAGGGAUCCACACACAGACCAACCAUUUUCACACUAUACGUAAGUAUCCAGGUGGGGCUUGUUUAGUGAGCGGAGUGGGAUUGGACUCCACAUUCAGCACCUCUAAGUCUGCCUGUCUCCAGGGUUGUAAACUGGAUGUGGAGGCGCAUGCCAAGAUCUAGCACUGGGUUGUGUUGAUGGUUGCUUAGAUGUCAUACAAAAGAAAGCCAGAGAAGUUUCUGAAGCGAGCUGGUGUUAUUCUCUGCUUGGUGUCUAUUGCCUAUUUUCUAACUGCUGGUCUGUCUCAAGCAGAUAGAACAGAGCAGCCUCUGGAGAGUAUAAAAAGGACAAUCAGGUUAAAAAAAAAUCAUUUAAACCUAAAACCUCUGUGGCCCCAUUUUCAGAGAACCUGAGCACCUCAACUGGCAUCUGCUUCAGGUUUUGAAAACCAGCCCAGCAAGCUUCCUUCGGUAUGUUACUAACACUACAUUAAACAAUAAAAAUGGCAGGACUUGUAAAAUC